AUGGCAGAAGAACGUGGUCCUUCUCACCCUGAUCCGUCUCGAUCGGCAGCUUCGCCUUCCCCCCCGCCUCCCGUCCCCGUUCCCCUUACGCCAGGCCCGCGCGCCGCCGUUCUGCACAAGGUGUUCGACCAGGCCUUGGCCCGCACGCUUCGAGCAAACUCCUACGCCAACUUCUCCGGAUGCUUCCCCACGCCGGCGAAAUACGUCCCGGGCAGUUUGGAGUCCGUCUGGAGACAGCUGAAUGCGAAAUUAGAAGAAAGCGCUCGCGCUGAAUUCGAUGACAUUGUGCGGGAGAGAGACGCGGUUCGUCAAUUGAACGAGCUGGAUAGGUUGGUCGGGGAGGCCUUGAAUAGAAGAGACAAUGGUCAAGGAGAUGGCGAGGUCGCCGCCCACACCUUGUCGCCAGAUGAGUUGUACCGCGCUCACCUAACUCCGUAUCUACAGGAGACGCAGACAACUCUGGAUUCCCAAAUCGAAACUACGCAGACCGAAAAUGCAGAGCUCGCGCACCGGGUCCAGGCCCAGCGAGUGGAAAUUGAAAGCCUGCUGUCGGGUCUUGAGUCGGUCGUUGCGGACCUGGAAGGGGCGGCCGCGGCGGCGACUCAAUUCUGCGACGAGAAUGAUCUUCGCAAAGAGGCUGUUCAGAUGGACGGGGAAGUGAAGGCCAGAUCGGACAUCUGA
Molecule: messenger RNA, 681 nt
Organism: Aspergillus steynii IBT 23096
Lineage: Eukaryota; Fungi; Ascomycota; Eurotiomycetes; Eurotiales; Aspergillaceae
Product: PMF1/NNF1 family protein
Exons: 2
Coding region: 1-681 (226 amino acids)
Biological process (GO): chromosome segregation
Cellular component (GO): MIS12/MIND type complex
Source: RefSeq, a predicted model, not a curated record